AUGCGGUGUUUCCUGGUAAACCCCUCCUCUUUCUCAACAGCCGAGGAAGUGGCAAACGAGGUGCUGAUAUUCGAGAAGGGACUUCAAAUCGUCGCGCUCACCCUCAGCAUCCUCACUAUCUUGGUCAAUUGGUUUAUGCCCGCAUUGCUCCCUCUGGAUUUCAGUGAUACGAAUGUCAGGAUCAUCUGUGUCACUCUGGACAAAGUCGGCCGCUGCCUGACGGUUCUGGCAUUGAUCCAAGGACUACAAUUAACUCGGAGGACACGACGGGCUUGGACACCCCCAGAGCAUCAAGAGAUCGGCUUCUUGCGUCGUUGGGUGAGACAGACCUUCUCGGACACCGCGUCGACAGUAGUCCACGUAAGUGAUUCUGGGCGAAAUCACCAGAACCGAAGCGAGUCUCCUCCAGCACAAGGAAGGGAAUCGCCCAUCCUCGUCGACCUUGGCCUGUUUGACGAUUCCGCCGCGGAUCAAGAGAGAUAUUUGGCGGAUUUAGUGGAGCGCGAAAGGCGUGCGAGGGAGGACCGUGAGGAAUUGACGAUGAGAGAACGGCUGCUGCAAGACCUUGAAGAGAGUAUUGGCAUGUUCUUUGAGCAUUGA
Molecule: messenger RNA, 600 nt
Organism: Rhinocladiella mackenziei CBS 650.93
Lineage: Eukaryota; Fungi; Ascomycota; Eurotiomycetes; Chaetothyriales; Herpotrichiellaceae
Exons: 1
Coding region: 1-600 (199 amino acids)
Source: RefSeq, a predicted model, not a curated record